Messenger RNA from Eublepharis macularius, 2376 nucleotides. RefSeq names its product vomeronasal type-2 receptor 26-like. Gene Ontology annotation, biological process: G protein-coupled receptor signaling pathway. NCBI's taxonomy places the organism in Eukaryota, Metazoa, Chordata, Lepidosauria, Squamata, Eublepharidae. Gene Ontology annotation, cellular component: membrane. The transcript has 6 exons. The record is from RefSeq and is a predicted model, not a curated record. Gene Ontology annotation, molecular function: G protein-coupled receptor activity. The coding region runs from base 1 to 2376 and encodes 791 amino acids.
AUGACUCAGAACUACCAGCACAUCCUGGCCUUGGUUUUUGCUAUAAAGGAAAUAAAUGAAAAUCUCCAGCUCCUACCUAACCUCACACUGGGAUUCAAUAUCUAUGAUGGCUAUUUGAAUGCAAGGUGGUCUUACCUCGCUGCAAUGCAACUUAUUUCCACAAGGAACAGAUUUCUCCCCAACUACAAGUGUGACAUCCAAGACAAAGUCAUUGCUAUCAUUGUGGGGCUUGACUUAGAAUUCUCUCAUCAUAUCCCAAAUGUUUUGGGCAUCUACAAGAUUCCACAGCUGUUGUAUGGCUCUGCUCCAGUGAUGACUGAUAAUACUCAAGUCCCUCCCUUCUAUCAGAUGCUCCCAGCUGAAACUCACCAGUAUAUGGGGAUUCUCCAAUUACUUCUUCAUUUCAAGUGGACAUGGAUUGGAUACUUUGCUGUGGUUGGUGGGAAUACAGAAUGGUUUGUGCAGACGGUGUAUCCAGUAUUUUCCCAAAAUGGCAUCUGUUUUGCUUUCAUAGAAUCCUGUUCCAGUUUAGAUUUUGUUAAGAUGUAUGAUUCACUUAUGGACAACAUAGCCAAUGUAGUUAUUUUAUAUGGAGAUAGUGGUUCCAUGAUAGUUUUGAGAUGGUUGUUGAGUGGGUUAAAAAACAAACACAUCUCACAAAAGCCAAAAGGUAAAGUGUGGAUUCUGACAGCCCAGAUGGAGUUCGAAUCUGUUUCCAGUAAAAGGAUCUGGGAUAUACAAGCCUUGCACGGUGCUCUGUCAGUUGCAAUUCACUCCAAUGAACUGCAUGGGUUCCAAGAAUUUCUGAGGAGUAGAAACCCUUCAGGUGUCAAGGAAGAUGGUUUUAUUAGGGACUUCUGGUCAUCUGCAUUUGACUGUGCUGUUCCAGAUUCUGUUGUGGGCAAGAUGAACAUGACAAACUGCACUGGAGAAGAGAGACUGGAGAACCUUCCUGGGCAUGUCUUUGAAAGGAUGACUGGCCAUGGAUACAACAUCUACAAUGCUGUUUAUGCUGUGGCCCAUGCUUUACAUGCCAUGUAUUCCUCUAACCCCCAAAGCAGAACAGCAACAGGAGGAGAGAGGACAAAGCAUCAAAAUCAGCAGUUGUGGCAGCUCCAUCAUUUUCUGAGACGAGUCUCAUUUAACAACAGUGCUGGGGACAAUAUUUCUUUUGACCAAAACAGGCAAUUAAUAACAGGAUUUGACGUUAUCAAUUGGGUCACGUUCCCAAACCAGUCCUUUGUCAGAGUGAAAGUUGGAAGUGUGGAUCUCAAGCUUCAAGAUCCUUCAAACCUAUCACUCAUCAUUAAUGAGGAUGCCAUUAUAUGGCACAGCUGGUUUACCCAGGCAUGGCCCCUUUCUGUGUGCAAUGACAACUGCUAUCCGGGCUAUAGGAAGAAAAAGAAAGAGGGGAAGCCAUUCUGCUGCUAUGAUUGCAUACCAUGUCUACAAGGGAUGGUAUCUGGCCAAAAAGACAUGAUUGACUGUUUUAAAUGCCAAGAUGAUUAUUAUCCAAAUAAGGAACAGACUUUAUGUUUCCCCAAAAUGAUAACCUUCUUGUCCUAUGAAGAACCUUUGGGCAUUGGUCUAACCACUGGAACAUUUUCAUUUUCUUUGAUCACGGUUCUGGUACUAGGCAUAUUUUUGAAACACAAUGAUACUCCUGUAGUCAAAGCCAAUAACAGGACCCUCACCUACACACUUCUCAUCUCCCUCCUGCUGUGCUUCCUUUCUACUUUAUUAUACAUGGGUCCACCUAAAAAUGUGACUUGUCUCCUUCGCCAUGUUGCCAUAGACAUCGGUUUCUCAACGGCUGUUUCUUGUGUGUUGGGCAAAACCAUCACUGUGGUUCUUGCAUUCAUGGCUACCAAGCCAGGAUCUAGAAUGAAGAAAUGGGUGGGGAAAAGAAUGGGCAUUUCCAUUGUUAUUGUCUUCUCCUUUAUCGGAAUAGGCAUGUGUGCAGUGCGACUGACAAUCUCUCCUCCAUUCCCAGAUGCUGACAUACAUUCAAUGACUGAAGAAAUUAUAUUGGAAUGUAAUGAGGGGUCUAUGGCUAGGCUGUAUUGUGGCUUAGUCUACAUGGGCUUCCUGGUCAUUGUCAGUUUUAUUGUGGCUUUCCUCGCUAGGAAGUUACCAGACAGUUUCAAUGAAGCCAAGUUUAUCACUUUCAGCAUGUUGGUGUUUUGCUGGGUUUGGUUGUCCUUUAUACCAGUCUCCCUGAGCACCAAAAGGAAAUACACAGUGGCUGUGCAGAUGUUUUCUGUCUUAGCUUCCAGUGCUAGUUUGCUGGGUUGCAUUUUUUUCCCAAAGUGCUACAUUAUAGUGCUAAAACCUAACAUGAACAGCAAGGAAUGGCUCAAAAGGAAAAAUCAUUGA